CAGUGUGGUUCCCCCAAGAUUUCCCUCCAACUCAGUGCAUAAAAUGCAAAAUCUCUGUUCCCAGUUGCAAAACCGUUAAACCCCUUCCACGCUAUGAAGUCUCUUCUGAACCCAAAGUUCUCAGCUUUAUCUCCCAAAGCCUCUCCUUUUGCUCUGUUCUCACUUCCUUCUCAAUCCACAACUCGAUUCUCUUUCCGCAGCAACCCGCGUCGAAUCCCCAAUCGUCUCCUCCGCCUCAACCCACCACCCUUUUCGUCCAAUAAUUUCAUUUGCGCCAUUCAAAAUCGAAGCUUGCAAACGGAGCCCUCGCCGCCUCCCUCCGGCGAGAUUCACGUCAUUGUGGGGCCCAUGUUCGCCGGAAAAACCACCUCGCUCCUUCGUCGGAUUCAGUCAGAAACCGCCAACGGCAGAAAUGUAGCAAUAAUUAAAUCAAGCAAAGAUACAAGAUAUGGAUUAGACUCAAUUGUUACACACGAUGGUGCAAAAUUACCAUGUUGGGCACUGGCAAACUUAUCAUCAUUCAAGCAGAAGUUUGGAAUGGAUGCUUAUGAGAAGCUGGAUGUGAUUGGUAUUGAUGAAGCUCAAUUCUUUGACGACCUAUAUGAAUUCUGUCGUCAAGCUGCUGAUCAUGAUGGAAAAACAGUAAUAGUUGCAGGACUAGAUGGUAACUAUUUGAGGAGGAGCUUUGGUUCCGUCCUUGAUAUAAUUCCCCUUGCUGAUUCAGUAACCAAGUUAACUGCUAGAUGUGAAAUAUGUGGGAAGCGUGCUUGCUUUACCCUGAGGAAGACACAGGAUAAGCAGAUUGAGCUGAUUGGUGGUGUUGAUGUCUACAUGCCAGUGUGUCGGCAGCACUAUGCUAGUGGACAGGUAGCCAUGGAAGCCACAAGGCAUGUCCUUGAAUCUAAGAAGGUUGAAUGUGGCUCCCAUACAUGAAUUGGUCCACAUUUCUUAGCAGGUUGCCUGCCUGCCUGUCUAGUGUUUAUUCAUGGUUGUCCCAUAUCUAUAUAUUGAAAGAAACUAGUAGAUUAUUUUUCAAGUAAGCAUGUCAAUGUGGAUCAAAUAGCUCAGAGAAGAGACGAGGGCCAGGGAGGAGUAUAUAACGCCCUUCUUCCCAAUUCAAAUUUUAAGAUGAAACCAUUGAUGUAUGUUGUGUUUAGAUUGUGAGGUUGGUGCAGCUUGGGACUAUAUAAAUGUGGAUUAAUCAAUCUGAAAAUAACAAUUUAUUCGUGCUGCACCACUUGAGUAAUCUCUACCACUCUAUUGUCACUGC
Glycine soja is the source of this 1270-nucleotide messenger RNA. RefSeq names its product thymidine kinase a-like. Gene Ontology annotation, molecular function: thymidine kinase activity; ATP binding. Gene Ontology annotation, biological process: thymidine metabolic process. Bases 94 to 933 code for a protein of 279 amino acids. Lineage: Eukaryota; Viridiplantae; Streptophyta; Magnoliopsida; Fabales; Fabaceae. The record is from RefSeq and is a predicted model, not a curated record. The transcript is spliced from 4 exons.